CGCAACAUGAAGCGGAAUGGGAGUCGUGGCUGUGUGACAAGAAAGACCAGAUUUGGAUCACGAGAGCGGGACUGGCUAAAGGGGGACACCCAGCGGGGCUGUGUGUGUCUGUAUGGGGGCACAGUGGACCCCCAGCUGCCUGCCACUGGCCCACAGGCCUCCUCUACCCCUCAGACAGACCUGCAGUUGGUGCUCUGCUCCACCAGUACCACAGUGGAGGAGCUGUGUGCUCAGAGGGAUGGACAGGGACUGUAUGUUCAGCUCCAUGGAGACCUACUCAGGAGGCUGGACCCCACUGAGCGUCCACUCCAGAUGGUGUAUGACUACCUGGCAGCUAUGGGCUACGCAGACCCUGUGAGAGUGCAGAAAGAGGCAGCCAACUCAGACCUCAGCUGUUUGAUCCGUUUCUACAGUGAGCAUCCAGUGAAUGCAGACCAGCAGGAGCGGACCCUGCUGAAAGGCGUGUUUAGCGUCAGGAAGGGCAAGUCGCAGCUGCACAAGUGGGCAGAGCGGCAGGUCAUCCUCUGCGGCACCUGUCUAAUCGUGGCCUCCGUCAAAGACAGCCUGACUGGGAAGAUGCACAUCCUGCCCCUGGUGGGAGGAAAGGUGGAGGAGGUGAAGCGGAGGCAACACUGUCUGAUGUUCAGCUCAGCCGGAUCACAGGCCCAGACAUACUUUGUCAACUUUGACACACUCGCAGACUACCAGCGAUGGCAUCGGCAGGCAUCAAAAGUGGUGUCUCAGACAGUCAGCCUGGUGGACCUGUCCUGCUACAGUCUGGAAGCGGUGCCUGAAUAUCUUUUUUACGGUCAGGACAUCACCCACCUCAACCUGCGACACAACUUCAUGAGCCUUCAGGGGCCUGGAGGCCUGCUCAAUCUCCCCAGGUUUUCCCAGCUGAAGAGCCUGAACUUGUCUCACAACCGUCUGGGUGUGUUCCCUGAAUGUGUGUGUGAGAUCCUCACCCUGACUGAACUAAACCUCUCCUGUAAUAGUCUCCAGACUGUCCCUGUACAGAUAGGCAACCUACAAAGCCUGCAGACGCUGUCUUUGGAUGGAAACCACCUCAGCUCCCUGCCUGAAGAGCUGGGUGGCCUGUCCCAGCUCAACAGCCUGGGGCUCUCCUUUAAUAACUUCACUCACAUCCCUGCUGUGCUGGAGAGAUUGAGUGCAGUGGACAGGCUGGCCAUGGCUGGGAACAGAGUGGAGAGUCUGGAGUUGUGUACUCUGGCUAGAAUGAGCCACCUGAAAAACAUCGACCUACGAUUGAAUGGACUGCAGCGGGUGAAAAGUGAGAACCGUGAGGCGGUGAGCCAGGUGACGCAGCUGGACUUACGGGACAAUUGCUUGGACUCACUGGACCUGAGCUCUGUCUCUAACCUGGAGACUCUGCACUGCCAGCGCAACCAGCUGGGGACUCUCACACUCAGCGGUUUCACACUGCGCAUGCUUCAUGCCAGCAGCAACCGCCUCACAACAGUCAACAUCUAUCCGGUCCCUAACCAGCUGACGCACAUGGACCUAUCACAGAACCUUUUGGAGUACCUUCCGGACUGGGUGUGCGACUGCAGAAAAAUUGAGAUGCUGGAUGUCACGCACAACCUCCUGUCUGAGCUCCCUUCCAGACUGCUCAACAGCUUGAGUUUGAGAAAGCUUCUGGCGGGGAACAAUCGUUUGCAGAGAGUGCCUGACCUACUUGACCACAUCCCUCUGGAAGCUCUAGACCUCCAGCACAACAAGCUAGCCGAGCUCCCUGAGAGUCUGUUUUACAAGGCCUUAAACCUAAAAUACUUAAAUGUGUCAGCCAAUGCCCUGGAAAAUAUUCCUCCCAGCAGCCAAUCAGAGGAGAGCCUCAGCACACUCCAGGAGCUCUACCUGACGGGGAACAACCUGAAUGAGAACUGCGGUGCUCUGCUGGUUGGACACCAGAACCUACGGGUCCUUCACAUCGCCUACAACCAGCUGCUCUCCUUCCCUGCCAGUAAGUUGAGUAAACUGGAACAGCUGGAGGAGCUCAAUCUAAGUGGCAACAAGCUAAAGACCAUCCCCUCCACUGUGUCCAGCUGUAAGAGACUGCACACCCUCAUAGCACACUCCAAUCACAUUACUGUCUUCCCAGAGAUCCUCAACCUGCCGGAGAUCAAGCUUGUGGAUCUAAGCUGUAAUGAGCUGACUGAGAUCCAGCUGCCCGACUCGCUGCCUGCCACGCUACAGGAGCUCGACCUGACAGGCAACAGCAGCCUGAUGCUGGAACACAAAACCCUCAACCUCUUCAGUCACAUCACCACCCUCAAAUUAGAUCAGAAGUCCACCACGACAGCAGGAGACGUGCUGAGUGCCUCGACUCCAUGGAACCACGGUUACUCUGAAAUGAGCGGCCAAAGGAACAAGUUGUGCGUAUCUGUGCUGGCUGUAGACCGCUUUGGAGACGGUGUGGAAGCAUGUUAUGGUAUCUUCGACGGAGACCGCAACGAGGAAGUGCCUCGGCUGCUGCAGUGCACCAUGGGAGAUGUGCUGUGCGAGGAGCUGCAGCACUCCAGUGUCGACAGUGUGUACAUGUGCAACACUUUCCUCACCUCACACAGGAAACUAGGUAUGGCUGGCCAGAAACUGGGUGCUUCUGCCUUGCUGUGUUAUAUUCACCACGAGCCUUCCGAUCCAGGAGGCUACUUAAGCCUCACUGUGGCCAAUGUGGGCACCUGCCAGGCAGUGUUGUGCCGGGAUGGCCGACCGGCACCUCUCUCUAAGGUUUACAGCUUGGAGAACUGCACUGAGGAGAUGGAGAGAGUUAAGCGCAGUAAAGCCAUUAUUACCGAGGAUAACAAAGUGAGUGGAGUGACAUGCUGCUCUCGCCUGCUGGGCUGCUCUUAUCUGUCUCCCUGGGUGCUUCCAAAGCCCUGGGUGCACACUGAGCCUCUCUGUUCCCAGGAUGAGUUCUUGAUCCUGGGGAAUCGAGCGCUGUUUGAACGGGUCUCCUACCAGGAGGCCGUGUGCACUGUGCAGGCUGUGCGGGAUCCUCGCGCAGCUGCCAAGAAGCUGUGUUCACUCGCCCAGAGUUAUGGCUGCAAGGACAACAUCGAGGCUGUGGUCGUGUCCCUGCACAUUAGCGAGGACAGCUGUACCUGUGAGCCGCCCGUCUCCACCACUGAACCACGGGGUCCCCCUCCCACCCCUGUGCCUGCAUCCGUGACCCCAGGCCCUACUGACCCAGCCACCCUUUCAUCCAGCAGCGGUAUUGUCUCUGAGUUCAACAGUGAGACAUCAGCGUCAGAGGUGGGCAGCGAGGCGGGGUCCACCGCUUCAGACGAGCACCCAUCUUCUGGUCCUGCAUCCCGCCCAGAGAGACGCUGUAGCCUUCACCCUGCUCCUACACUGUGUGGGAUCAUGGUGCCAGGCUCAGCUGGGCCGGGAACCCACCCAGGCCUAUUCCAGCGGCAACCCUCCUGUGCCACGUUCUCAAGUAACCAGUCUGACAACGGCUUGGACAGUGAUGACGAAGCUCCUCUGGAGGGCGUUAUCUCCAAUGGCAGCAAGUUAGAAGUGGAGGUAGACAUUCACUGCUGUGCUUUUCAGCUGCGCUCAGGGGCCCCUGAGAGCCCUAAAGACUUGGACCUUGACAAGCGAGGCUCUGACUAUCCCAAUGGCAAAAUGCGCAGACAGAACAGCGUGGUGGUUUCUGCUACAAACGGCUGCCUGCUGGCUGUAUGUGGGAGAGAGAUUGCCGACCUAAAGAAGUCGCCUUCCACAUCCAGCCUGUUUGGGAAGAAGCUGUCCAAUGGCUCUGUGGUUGCCCCUGAGGACAGUCACAAUCUCAUUGAGGUGGCCCUGGAGGCUCCUAAGAAGAAGUCUGGCUACUUCACUGCCCCAGCACAGCAGGACCCUGAGGACCAACUCAUUGUGCCUCCUAGUCUGGAGCAGGAAGUCAGGGAGCAGCUAAGGGGUCAGAGCCCUCUUGUCUCAGGCCCCUCCUUAACAUCCAUACCCCCUUGCUUAAAAGAUGCAGUGUGGGAUCAUCCGCACCCCCCUGCGUUUGCUUCCAACCUGGUCCCAGGUCCUGGCCCAGUUCCCAUCCUGCAGCAGGAAGUCUAUGAUACCGCCCUCUAG
Messenger RNA from Chelmon rostratus (copperband butterflyfish), 4104 nucleotides. RefSeq names its product PH domain and leucine rich repeat protein phosphatase 2 (gene phlpp2). Bases 7 to 4104 code for a protein of 1365 amino acids. NCBI's taxonomy places the organism in Eukaryota, Metazoa, Chordata, Actinopteri, Chaetodontiformes, Chaetodontidae. The record is from RefSeq and is a predicted model, not a curated record. The transcript is spliced from 18 exons. Gene Ontology annotation, molecular function: protein binding.